AUGAAUGCCUUCAUGGUGUGGUCCAGCGAAGAGAGGAAGAGGGUGUCCGCCCAAUACCCCAAAAUGCACAAUUCGGAGAUCAGCCGGAGAUUGGGGGAAGUCUGGAGGGGCCUCACCGAGGAGGACCGGAGACCCUUCCGGGAAGAAGCCAAGAGACUGCGGGUACAGCACGCCCGGGACCACCCAGGGUACAAAUACACCCCUCGCAAGAAGAAGAAGGGUUCUAGCAGCAGGACAAAGCAGGAGGCCCCCUUUUCUUCUGUCCUGUGUGCUGAGGGUGGUCCUUCCAUGGCGUGGUCAGGCUGGCCGCCAGCACCAUGA
Molecule: messenger RNA, 321 nt
Organism: Staurois parvus
Lineage: Eukaryota; Metazoa; Chordata; Amphibia; Anura; Ranidae
Source: the annotation of a GenBank genome assembly